AUGGAAAAUAUGGCUGUAUACACAUCUCAUAUCCCAAUUUCUUCGUUACAAAAAGGAUUGCUUGCAUUCGGCUCAGCAGUAACAGCACUUAUGAAUCCCAGAAGAGCAGAUAUGGUGGCAGCAAUGGGUGAAACAACAGCUUUCCGACCAAUACUAGAAAGAAUUCGUCAGAGAAUGGAAGGCGACAUAUGUGGUAGAGAAAUCUUGAGAGAUCGUCCAAGAAUAACGAGUGCGACCAUUGAUUUGAGUUACCUCCGAACGCUUCCUCACGGAACACUUGGCAAAGAAUAUUCCAUAUUUCUCGAAAGGUUGAAUACUACUCCAGAUGAACGUCCUACUGUUAAGUUUGUUGAUGAUGACGACCUAGUUUACAUAAUGCAAAGGUAUCGCGAGACACAUGAUUUCAAUCACUUACUUUUGCAAAUGAAAACGAAUUUGCUCGAAGAGAUCGCAGUCAAAUGUUUUGAAGGCAUACAGCUUGGUUUACCGAUGUGUGUUCUCGGUGGUGUGUUUGGUGGUUUGAGAUUAGGGCCAAAGCAUCGGCACGCUUUUGUGCAACAAUACUUACCAUGGUGUGUGGAACAGGCGGUGAAUUCACGGCUACUAAUUGCUGUUGAUUGGGAAAAUCAUUUUGAAAAGCCAAUUUCUGAAUUGCAAAGAACUUAUACAAUCACUCCUUUUAUUCGCUAA
Molecule: messenger RNA, 690 nt
Organism: Loa loa (African eye worm)
Lineage: Eukaryota; Metazoa; Nematoda; Chromadorea; Rhabditida; Onchocercidae
Exons: 6
Coding region: 1-690 (229 amino acids)
Biological process (GO): ubiquinone biosynthetic process
Cellular component (GO): mitochondrial inner membrane; mitochondrion
Source: RefSeq, a predicted model, not a curated record